Periophthalmus magnuspinnatus is the source of this 938-nucleotide messenger RNA. Its product is annotated as tetraspanin-7-like. NCBI's taxonomy places the organism in Eukaryota, Metazoa, Chordata, Actinopteri, Gobiiformes, Gobiidae. Gene Ontology annotation, cellular component: membrane. The record is from RefSeq and is a predicted model, not a curated record. The transcript has a single exon. Bases 16 to 867 code for a protein of 283 amino acids.
UGUCUCUCCUUGUCUAUGGACUCCUCCCAGGCUUUGCUGGCACCUUCUGUCCCUUCAUCUUUUGCCCCUACACCCUCUUGUCAUCCACUGGGAGUCAUGCAUUUUCUUCGUCUGGGACUCCUGGCUUUUAGCUGUCUUUUUUGGGCAGCUGGUUUAGCAAUUUUUACAUUAGGUGUUUGGGCUCAGAUUUCGCUGUCUGACUUCAUGCUGCUGUCUGCUAAUCGCUACCCUAAUGCCCCUUUAAUACUUUUGUCCAUAGGGGCUGUUGUUACUGCGUGGGGUUUUCUUGGUUGUCUUGGAGUGGCUGCAAACUUGCCCUAUCUUCUUAGGGCCUAUGGAUUUUUUCAACUUGCUGCGCUUAUUACAGGAUUGACAGGUGGACUCUCUGGCCUUUUCUAUCGUGAAGACAUUGCUGGAGGAUUUCGGAGUGGCUUACAGCUAGCAGUGGCCGGUUACACAGAGGAUGAAGGUCGAGCAGACGCUUUGGAUAGCCUGCAGAGAGCCUUGGAAUGUUGUGGAGCCGAGAGUUGGCGUGACUGGUUGUCCUCAGACUGGGCUAUUCAACAUGUUGCCUUUCCAUCUAUUGAAAACGGCACCUCUGUUUCCCUUCCAGAUAGCUGUUGCAUAAAGCGUAAAGGCUGCAGGAACCGUCCUCUGCCGUCAGGUGACACUGAAGGAGUAGUUUCUGCUGGAAUCCACCCUCAUGGCUGUUUCCGUAAAGUCUUCAGUUUAGUCAAUGAUAAUGUGUUCCAUAUUGCAGCUUCUGUUUUAGGACUGGCCCUUACCCAGAUAGGAGGCAUUGCUUUAGCUUGCAUGCUGGCAAAUAGAAUUAAACCACAGCAACAUGAGCGAGUAAUAGGACACUGACACAUUCAAAGCAACAGAUUACCAAUUCUGUAGAUAAUAUUGCCAGUAUCGUCAUGUUGGCUAUGUGAUUC